ACUUCUAGAAAAUUCGGGCACAAGCACGAAUGUAGGAACUACUAUGCGGCAAUAAACCGGCGUUUGUUCAAUAGAUUGAUCAAUUGUCGACUUCAGCAACGUGUUUCUCUGUCGUGUGAUUCGGAAGAUAAGCAAGAUUUAACGAUUCUUAUUAUAAAUUGAGACAAAUUUUAGUUAACGAUGGCCGCUAUGUCCGUCAUUGGUAUUGAUUUCGGAAAUGAAUCAUGUUAUAUCGCUGUGGCAAAAGCGGGCGGUAUAGAAACAAUAGCUAACGAUUACAGUCUUCGCGGGACUCCAUCAUGCGUCGCAUUUUCACAAAAAAAUCGUAUUUUGGGUGUAGCUGCAAAGAACCAAAUGGUCACAAAUAUGAAGAACACCGUGUUUGGUUUCAAGAGGCUGUUAGGUAGAAAAUUUUCUGAUCCCUAUGUUCAAAAAGAGUUGAAACACUUCCCAUUCAAGGUUGAACAAAGACCUGACGGUGGUAUUGGAAUUAGAGUCAACUAUCUGGGGGAGGACAAUGUGUUCAGCCCAGAACAGCUAACAGCUAUGCUGUUUACAAAAUUGAAAGAGAGUGCAACCAUAGCAUUACAGACACCAAUUAAUGAUUGCGUCAUAUCUGUCCCUGGUUACUUUACAAAUGCUGAGAGAAAUGCUCUACUGGAUGCUGCCAGUAUCGCUGGCCUAAAUGUACUGCGCCUAAUGAAUGAAACUACAGCCACUGCAUUGGCUUAUGGUAUCUACAAGCAGGAUUUACCUGCUCCUGAAGAAAAACCUAAAAAUGUAGUGUUUGUUGACUUUGGACACAGUUCUCUGCAGGUAUCUGCAUGUGCCUUUAACAAGGGAAAACUCCGAGUUCUGGCUACUUCUACAGAUCCUCAGUGUGGUGGAAGGGACAUUGAUAUGGCCCUGGCUGAGUAUUUCUGUCAGGACAUUUUCAGUAGACUAAAAUUGGAUGCCAAGAAAAACCAAAGGGCUUUCCUUCGGCUACUUCAGGAAGUUGAGAAAUUGAAGAAGCAAAUGUCAGCGAAUAGCACUCGCCUGCCCAUUCAUAUUGAGUGCUUCAUGGAAGAGAGGGAUGUUUCUAGUGAACUCCAGCGCUCACAGAUGGAACAAAUCUGUGCCGAGACCUUCACUCGAAUUGAAAGAACCAUGAGGGCUAUCUUGCACAAUGCCAAGCUUAGGCCUGAAGAUAUUCAUUCUGUGGAGAUUGUAGGAGGGUCAACCAGAAUCCCUGCAGUUAAGAACUUGAUUGAACAAGUCUUCAACAAGGCUGCAUCAACCACUUUAAACCAGGAUGAAGCGGUGUCUCGCGGAUGUGCUCUGCAAUGCGCGAUGUUGAGCCCGGCCGUGCGAGUGCGGGAGUUCAGCGUGGCCGACGUACAGCCCUACGCCGUGCGCCUCGCCUGGGACGCUACUAAGGGCGAAGAUGGAGACAUGGAGGUGUUCCCCGCUUUCCAUGCUGCUCCGUUUUCAAAGAUGUUGACAUUCUACAGAAAAGAACCCUUCUCUGUUAGUGCAUACUACUCCGAUCAAGUGCCUUACCCAGACACUUUCAUUGGCCAGUGGCAUAUUAGAGAUGUCCAACCGACAGCUGAGGGAGAGUCACAAAAAGUUAAAUUGAAAGUCAGAGUAAACAUUCAUGGCAUUAUAACUGUCGCCUCUGCUUCUCUCGUUGAAAAGAAGCAAGAUGCUGCCCAAGCUGAAAAUAUAGAGAUGGAGAAUGCGAAUGACAAUCCUCAGGGACAAGAAUCAGCUAUGGAUACUAAUGGCGCUUCCCAAGAUCAACAAAAUGGUCCCGAAAACCAAGAGGUGAGAGACGACGAAAUGAAGGGGGAGCCUCAACAAAAACAGUCGUGGACACAGAAAGUAGGACAGUGGUUCAGCGGGGAGAAUGCGGACGAUAAAAAGGACAAGUCCAAGGAUAAGAAGAAAGUUCUUAUUAAAACUAUUGAACUUCCCAUUGAUGCUCAGACACAUGGAUUCCCGAAACACGAGCUUAAUGCGUAUUUGGAACAAGAGGGUAAAAUGCAAGCCCAAGACAGACAGGAGAAGGAACGAGCUGAUGCUCGCAAUGCUUUAGAGGAGUACGUAUAUGAAUUGCGCGGCAAGCUCUCUGAGGGCGAGACUCUGCAUGACUUCAUAUCGGAAGAGCAACGCAACCGCCUCGUCAACCAGUUGGACGCCCUCGAACAAUGGCUGUACGAAGAGGGUGAAGAUCAACACAGACAGGUGUACAGCGAUAAACUGACGGAGUUGCGAACAGAAGGUGAACCCAUCAAGCAACGUCGUUUGGAGUUUGAGCUACGCCCGGGCGCUUUAGAUGACUUUGCGCGGGCAAUUCAAUUAGCCAACAAGGCUGUUGACUUAUACAAAGCGGGCGACAUUAAGUAUGCUCACUUGGCUGAUACCGACGUCCAAAAAGUAGCGGAGGCCGCCAAGAACGCCUUAAACUGGCUCGAGAGCGCUCGCCAGGCACUCGCCCACACGCCGCGCCACCAGCAGCCACCACACACCACUCAUCAAAUUCGCCAGGAGCGACAGACAUUCGAGAAUACAGUGAAUCCAAUUUUAAACAAACCAAAACCUAAAGAAAAGACCCCGCCGCCAGCCAACCCCACCGCAGGCGAUGGACAGCCCGAUUCUGGCUCGGCGCCCAGUGACGCCCAACAGACACAAGAACAAAUGGAUGUCGAAUGAAUAUGAUACAAUAACUACCUGCACAUAUAAUAUUGAAUCAUAAUACUAAAUAAUUUCACUGGACUUACGUAUAACGCUACGUUUACUUUGUAUGAGAAGAGCAGGGAUAUUGUAUGUGUAAUAUUUAUAUAAUGAUGGCAUUUUGCCGCAGGCAGAGUUAUUGUUUAGUUUUAUGAUAUAACCGCUGUGUCCGCCCUGGGGGAACGCACGGUUAAAUUAUAGUAAAUAUUUAUUUUUAUUCGAAUGAUGGAAUAGGUGGUAAUUCUGACGUUAUUUUAUACUGCUACGUUUUUUGUUAUAGAUGGUCGAUUUCCUACACGCAAAAAACUUAAUUACGCAUUUCAAAUUCUAGGCGGAUAAUAACCCAAUUAAUAAUAGUAUUAACGUACGCUAUAUUUGUUUACAUUUGGUAAACCAACUUAUGCAUUUUUGUGCGGUAACUGCAAUUUAAUUUUAUGUAAUGUGAUAAAAUUGAAUUUAGUGAGUAGAUAUUAUUUAGCCAAUAAAUUGUGAGCAACACAUAAAUAUGAAAUUUAUAUAGUUCAGUUUCUGCAGCUGUCAUCAUACCAUGUAUAUUCAUAACAUUACAUUUUGGCUACAAUAGAUACUCCUGUGAAUAUUACUGUUUCUCGUUUUUAUUCAUCUUUGUGCUCUACAAUAGAUUAAUUUUAAGGAUUUUGUGUAAUUGUUUGGGUAUUUAAAACAACAGAGAAUGAAAUAAUGCUUCAUUUAAAUAUACUAGUUUUCCUCUCACACAACAUGAAGUUUCUAUACGUAGUCAUGUUUUUUACCUACGUUUUCUGCAGGAUCUCAUAAAAUUUGGUGUACAAAAGUGUGAUUGUGCUUUAUGCUAUUAUAACAUUUGUACGCGUUACUUGCAUCAGGGACUCUGAAAGAUGUAGUGAUUUGGCGAACUACAAACAGGACAGUACUCACGGUUUAAGAACUUGGAGUUAUAGUUGGCGUGGUCCUAAUCCUAAUUUCUUUCGAGGGUCUUGGGUGUGAUUCAAACACAAUCCUUACAUAAUAAUGUGAUUGAACUCACAUUGCACUAAAUUCAGCAGUGCCGACAAAUUUUCUAUUACAUUUCUGAAUGAUUACUAAACUGUGCAAGCAAAAAUAAACUUGACAUCGUAAUUUUGUUCAGCUUCGCACUAUACCUGGGUACAUUCAGACAAAUUUACUUAAAAGAAAGUUAUGAAAUUAAGUACUGAUCUCCUUAUACCUCUCAUGAAAGCUUGUCCCACGAAUGGUAUCCUAUGAAGCUGCACACUGCACCACCUGUGUAUGCUUUGCUGCUACUUUAUACUCGUAGAACUAAGCAAGAUACAGACCACCCAUUCCUACAACAUGACUAUUUCAAUAAUAAUAAUCCAACAAGAAAAGUAAUAGGUACUCUCAUUGUUAAUUUAGGGUCUGAGAGCAAUCUACGAUUUGAUUAAAUUGUAACUAAUAAUAUGCUUUUUUAGAUAAGGUGUAUGGGGUUUGUUUUACUAACUUCUUUCACCCAGACCCCUUGCCUAAGUAAUUGUAUUAUAGGUAUUGAAACACCUUGUGAAGUUUGUGUGAAAUGCAUUUAUCGAAUUGUUGUAGACUCCUGUAUUUCGCAAAGUACUUAUUUCCUUCGAUUUAUUCAUGUCAUGUCACCUGCAGCUAUACUUAUAGGUUGUUGUGGCCUAUGUGUUGUACAUUUGCAAAUAAAUGGUUCAACCAUAACUAUGUUAUUUGUGCAUUAAAGCUUAGUAAAUGGAUAAUUUAACAA
Molecule: messenger RNA, 4459 nt
Organism: Trichoplusia ni (cabbage looper)
Lineage: Eukaryota; Metazoa; Arthropoda; Insecta; Lepidoptera; Noctuidae
Gene: Hsc70Cb
Product: 97 kDa heat shock protein
Exons: 15
Coding region: 181-2697 (838 amino acids)
Biological process (GO): protein folding
Cellular component (GO): nucleus; cytosol
Molecular function (GO): ATP-dependent protein folding chaperone; ATP binding
Source: RefSeq, a predicted model, not a curated record